AAAAAAUAACAACAAUUCGAACGAAUCGCCGAUUUAAUUUGCUAAACCGCAACACAAAAGUGCCUGCCGUAAAAUAAUAAUUAUCAAGUCGGAAAAAACAGCUGUGUUUAUGAAAAGCAAACGGAAAAAGGGAUAGCGAAGCGGAACAAACGGCAAAACAAAGGAAUAAGAUUGAUUUUGCGCUACUUUCGCGGAUUAGCAUCGCGCGUAAAUUUUCGGAGGCUCCGUUGGCCACGCGUGUGAUUGUGUGGGUGUGAUCAAACAUAAAUAAUGUGCAAUUACGGGUCAGUAAAAACCCAAACAAAGCAGUGAUAAGGCCAAGAUGGUCCAUGGGUAAAUGCAGUGGCGAAGGAGUAUGAAAACAAAGAGCGCAAGGUGAAUGCAAACGAUCGAAUCGAAAAAUGUUAAAUUUUAAUGCCAAAUAAUAAGAGGGAAUCUCCUUAUAAAUAUCUGUGUUUACACAUAAAUCCCCAAAUGGAUGUGCGAAUGAAUCUCAUUGAACAAUCAAAUUGAAUGAAAAGCGGCAGUGCGAAAAUUGAGAGCAAGGAGGGAAACGCAAGGAAAGCAAGUGGAAGGAUAUGCCUCAAAGCUGAUCGAUUGACCGAGUAAAUGCCACAGGAUGUCAGCCAAGCACAUCGAGCAGUAUACGAAUCCCUCCUUCGAGCAGGAGUCCGACCCCCCGCCCACGACGUCUGUGGUGGGAGGAGGCACCUCCGCCACCUCCAGCAGCAGCAACAACAAUGCCAAUAACAAUGCCACCGACACCGGCACGACACAUCGCAAAGGUCACAGGCGGCAGGAAUCGAUGUACCAGAUGACCGGCCUCUACUCGGAGACGAAUAGCGGCGACGACAGCAGCAUAGAUGCGGCCCUCGACCACGACCGUCAAGCUCAUCUCUCCAACGAUCGGGAUGGAACGGGAACGGGAGCGGGAACGGGUGGCACAGGAGGAGCUACACAGGUGGGAGUGGACAGUGUGACGGUAAAGUGUCACAGCCGGCAGGCAUCGGCAGGAAAAUGCCCGGUGGAGCAGGAUGAGGACUAUGACGAGGAGCAGUUCCGUUCCGGCGAUUGCGGCAUCCUCAAUUGUCGGCCAUAUGGCAUUCAGAGAUUUGCCCGCAUCAAAAUCUUCGUGCUGCUGUUAUCGCUGCUGGUGAUGAUGCAGCAGGCCCUCAGCUCGGGCUACAUCAACUCGGUGAUCACCACCAUCGAGAAGCGCUUCGAGAUCCCCUCCAGCUACUCGGGUCUGAUAGCCUCCAGCUAUGAGAUCGGCAACGUGAUCACGGUGAUCUUCGUCAGCUACCUGGGUAGCAGGCGGCACAUUCCCGUAUGGAUCGGCAUCGGGGCGGUGAUCAUGGGCAUCGGUUCGCUGGUGUUCAUGGUGCCGCAUUUCACGGGCGAACCCAAUCCGGGCAUUGCGAUCGUGAACAAGACCAGCGACAAUAUCUGCCGGAGCGCUUUGGUCCGGGAUCAGGACAUGGACCUGGGUCGCCUCUCCAGCGGUCUGUCUCAUCAGCCCCUGGCGCCGCACACGCUGCGCGAGGAUAACUGCCUGGAGGGCAAGGCAUCCACCACGGGACCCGUGCUGCUCUUUGUGCUCGCCCAGCUGCUCCUCGGCUGCGGCGGCAGUCCGCUCUUCACCCUGGGCACCACCUAUGUGGACGAUCACGUGCGAACGGAGAGCUCCUCAAUGUACAUUGGUUGCAUGUACAGCAUGGGUGCCUUUGGUCCUGUCGUCGGCUUCCUCCUAGGAGCCUAUCUACUCUCCUUCCACAUGGAUUCUCUGUCCUCCACCACAAUAUCCAUUACUCCUGGCGACAGACGUUGGGUGGGCAUGUGGUGGGGCGGAUUCCUGCUGUGCGGCGUCAUCCUGCUGGUGGUAGCGGUGCCCUUUUUCUCCUUCCCCAAGGUUCUUGCCCGUGAAAAGAAAAAGAUCCGCAAGAGCAGUGUGGUCCAGCCCGUUCUGCCUAAUAACUCGGGUGCCGUGGCAGCCACCGAUGAAAUGGGCAAGGUGAAAAAGCUGGAGAUCGUGGCUGUGACCAGUAAGGAGGAGCAAUCACAGCCACCGCCCAAGGUGGACACUGGCUAUGGCAAGGACAUUAAGGAUAUACCGCAGUCGAUGCUGCGUCUGGUGAAAAAUCCCGUGUACAUUGUAACCUGCCUGGGUGCCUGUAUGGAGCUGAUGAUCGUCUCUGGCUUCGUGGUCUUCCUGCCCAAAUACCUGGAGACGCAGUUCAGUCUGGGCAAGAGUCAGGCGAAUAUCUUUACGGGUUCGAUUGCCGUGCCUGGAGCCUGCAUCGGCAUCUUCCUGGGCGGCUGCAUCCUUAAACGUUUCCAGCUGAAACCCAAGGGCGCCGUCCAGUUUGUGCUAAUUACGAACGUCAUCUGUCUGGCCUGCUAUGCCAUGCUCUUCUUCCUGGGCUGUGACAACCUCAAGAUGGCCGGCACCACGAUUCCCUACUACACCAGCAAUAAGCAGGGAUCCACGAUCGAGCAGCCCUUCCAGGUGAACCUGACGGCCGCCUGUAACUUUGGCUGCGAGUGCCUCCAGAGUGAGGUGGAGCCGGUGUGCGGCAACAACGGGCUUACCUACUUCAGUCCCUGCCACGCCGGAUGCACGGCCUUCUCCUCCAGCUCCAACUACACCAAUUGUGCAUGUGUUCACGCCAACAUCUCGAGCAGCAUUUAUCGGGGCGCUGGCGGCAGCCAGGCCCAGGCUCUCAGUGCCAACGAGGACUUUGCCGAGGUGACGGUGGUGCCGGUGGCCACUGCUGGUCCCUGUGCCACACCCUGCCGCACCAUUUAUCCGUUCCUUAUCCUCCUCUUCUUUAUGACCUUUGUGGUGGCCUCCACGCAGAUGCCGCUGCUCAUGAUCGUUUUGCGUUCCGUGUCCGAGGAGGAGCGCUCCUUUGCCCUGGGCAUGCAAUUUGUUAUAUUUCGCCUGUUUGGUUACAUUCCCGCCCCAAUACUGUUUGGCAAUCUCAUUGAUUCCACCUGCCUGCUGUGGAAGUCAGCUUGCGGUGAGAAAGGAGGUCGUUGUCUUAUAUACGACAUUGAAAAGUUUCGAUACAAAUAUGUGGGUCUCUGUGCUUCUGUAAAGCUGGUUGCAUUGUGCAUCUUCAUUGUAGACUGGUGGCUAGUGCGCAGGCGGAAGCAGCUCGAAAAGAUGAAGCCGCUUAAUGCCAGCGAUCCUAUUAUUGGUUCCAUUAUAAGUCUGGAUAAAUUAUUUGAAGAGAAGCUUUCUGGCGCUGAGCCAGCAACUGGUUUUGUGGGAGGCGGCGGAGAGCUGAUCAUACCCACAGAUAUACUGCGUCACUCCCGCAACGAUUCACGCACCAUGCAAAUGGAUUACUGCUACGACAAGUGCGGCCAUGUGGUGACGCCGGCCAAUACCUGCAACCUUCAGCCGCAGACCAAGUCCAAGAAGCAUUUCCGCAGCGCCUCAUGCGAUGUGAAGAUGAUCAAGAGCUUUGCUCGCGAUCACAACUCAUCCAGCGGUCCUGCGGAUGCGGCUGGCCAGGAGGCAAGCGCUAGCAAUAGUAAAUACAAGAAUCUCAAAAAGUUCCAGGCUCACACGCGCAACCAUUCGACGGAUCUGCAUGACAACAGCCAGCCCAUUCGAUACAUUCAGAACCAGCUGCGGCCGCAGGACUGUGCCGAGGAGGAGGACGACGACGAGCUGACCACCGGCUGUGGGCACUUCGUCAAGAAGCAUUCGCGAAACCACAGCUACGAUCAGAUCUAUAUGCCCAACAACAUACGCUUCGAUGCGGACUUCCUGCGACACCCACAUCCCCAUCACAAUCCCAAGAAGAACGUCAAUGUCUUGAAGAACGUUGUGACCGAGACGGGCAAGCUGAAGAACUCCAAUGAAAUGGAAGCUGGGGGAGGAGGAUCAUUAUCCAGAGGCCAUUCGCGUAACAACUCAAAGGAUUUAAACACCAAAAUUCCCAGUGUUACUCCGGGGAACCUUGUCGCUGGGCAGCCAGCAGUAGUAAUGGAUGGCAGCUCCGCGGGUCUGAGUGUGCUGCGGCAUCGUCGCACCAACUCCAAGGAUCUGAACUACCAAAUGCUGCCGGAGGAUGCUCCGGCCAGCUCAACGGUGGCCGGUCAUCCGCCUUCAUCCCAUCCACAUGCGCAGCAGCACACGAGGAACACGUCGCACCACAAGAUCCAGAUCGAUGACGAUCGGAACGAGCUCAUAACCGACAACGACGACGACGAAGAAGAGGAGCGUUCAGCCAGGGCUUAGUUUGAAGUAUGUUUAAACUAGGAUAGGCAGCUCCAUUCCUCUUUUAUGAUAUCCUUGGGGAGCGUCUGUUUCGUAAACUCUCAGCUGCUCAUUGUACUUACCUACGACCGAGUGUUCAAAAUCUACUUUCCUCAAUAUAUAAUUCUGUUUUUGAUAUACGCAAACAUGCAAACCGAAACGAGUCCGACACGAAAGCGAAUUCUCAUGGCUUGCAGAUCAUAUUUAGGCGGUAGUAGUAAGACGUCCUAGUGAGCAACUAGCAGCAUAUACUUUAGGCUAGCCGUAGAUUGUUGUGAUAGGAAUAUUUUGUACUGUAUUUUUAGGUGAAGAAGUGUAAGGUUCUCGAACUGCUCGGAUUUGUUUCGCUUUCCACUUUGUGCAAUCUCGGUUUCAGAACCGCAUUGAAAGGCAGGAGCAAGAGGAGAAGAAUUCCAAAAGAGGUGAAUAGAAAAUUGCAAUGUUUUAAUAACAAACCGAACAUGUAAACAAUUGUCAAUGGAAAUUGUGCUGUGAAACAACGAUGUGUGAGAAGAGAGAGAGAAAAUUAACGAAGGAAGGAUAGGAAACACGCUGAAUGUAACUCUUAUGCAAUACAAUUAUUUAGAGAAUCUUUGAGAACAACCAAUGAAAGAGAAGGGUUCGAAUGAUGUCUAGUUUUAAUAUAUCCUCAAUUCCCUGUUUUAACCGUAGAAGAGAUGAGAGCGAGUGUAGCCUGUAUUUUAAAACCGAAUGAUGUACUUUAAAUGCGAUAAUGCCUUACAAAAUAUCAAUUAAAUAUAUAUACACAGAAACGGGAGGGCCCUGCCAAGGCGCUCUCCCAACCAGUUCAA
Drosophila serrata is the source of this 5082-nucleotide messenger RNA. RefSeq names its product Organic anion transporting polypeptide 30B (gene Oatp30B). Gene Ontology annotation, cellular component: basolateral plasma membrane. The record is from RefSeq and is a predicted model, not a curated record. NCBI's taxonomy places the organism in Eukaryota, Metazoa, Arthropoda, Insecta, Diptera, Drosophilidae. Gene Ontology annotation, biological process: sodium-independent organic anion transport; transmembrane transport. Gene Ontology annotation, molecular function: protein binding.